AUGGAUGUUUCAUCAACUUUCUAUGCAAGGGCUGUGAACUCCACAGUAAACUUAAACUGGGCGUUUCUAAUAUAUUGGAUAGUGGCCUUGCUUUCCGCAACAUUAUUUGCAUUCUACUUCAACCGUAUUGUUGGCAUCGUCAUAUCAUUUUUAUUAAGACCUAUACUAUGGAGGAAAUACCGAAUACGAGUACAAGUUCAAUCUUUAAAGGUUUCAUUUCUUGGUGGCCGUAUUUUUUUCAAGAACUUGAUUAUUAUCACCAGGAAUCAGAUGUAUUUAAUGCAUCAGGGUACUUUUACAUGGAGAUACUGGCUUCUUCAUACAAGGAAGACCAAACUUCUAUUAGAGCAGCAGCAUCAGAAGAGUGCGAUAAACGCCGGACUAUCGGCUCGUAACUUUUUAUCUGUAAUGGGAUUGGAAGUGUUUCUUUACAAUAGGACAGGUGCCUAUGACAUAAUAACGGAAAAAUUAAAGGAGGACAAAACGAAUGAAUCCAAUCAUGAAUAUUCGGAAUACUCAGAAGCAAACCAGAGGCCUGGAAAUUCAAAUUCGUUAUCUGGUUCUUUAGACUCUAUUUUGACCGAUGACAAUAUUUCAAAUGCUCACUCCACACAAUCGUACCAUAAUGUAAAAUCUUCAAAUCUAGACGAGGCAUCUUUAUACAGGGUGAAAACUGCUAUAGAGCAGGAGGAAAUAGUUGACUCCACCUUUUUAGACAUUCUUCCUUUGGACGUUGAGGUUGAAAAGGGAUCUGUGAUUAUUGGAAACGAGACCACACCAUCAUUACUUGUUGCGCUUUGCUCGACUAUGAAGGGAACAAUUGAUGCUUCUGAGCCCGCAUCAAAUCUUGAUUAUUACCGCUCAAAUUUUGAUGUGGACUGUUCGGAUUUCAAGAUUGAUUUAAGACCAAACGUGACGUUUAAAAGCAUUGAAAAGCUAGAUGAUGAAAUAAAUAGAUUUGUUGUGCGGAAUACGGAACAUAAAUUUUCGUUAUGGAAGUUCUUCUCAGGUAUAGCAGACAGAAUUGUAUAUGUUCUAUUCUGUAUUGGCAGUGUCGCAUUCUUUUGCCUGCCAUUAGGAAGCAAAAAGUCUCAUCAGAACCCAGCUACCGAUUUUAGUGAGGAAAGUACCGCGUUUGGUUCUGCCAGUAAAGAGAAAGAUGAUGACAAAUGGUACGGCUUGGCCAGAUAUUUGACAGAAAAGAGCGAUGCAGAUUUGACCUCAUCAACUAGGAUAGCUGGUGAGGAUACAAGCACAAAGCAGAACAACGAUAAAUUGAACCAACAGUAUUUUGGUGAGUAUGCGAGAUGCACAAACAUAUUUGAAAGCACGAGGACGAAAAUUAAAUAUUAUUACGAUUCUCCAGGGCUUGUUCCACCCGUUCAGAUAACAUCAAAUCCAGUCACUGGACCUAAUAUUGGUAACGGUUGUGACGCACCACAGACAGGCUUGGAUAUCAGUAUAUUUGGAGCAAGUAUGCAUUAUGGUCCUUGGGCUGAUAAACAAAGGGGACCAAUUCAGAAGUUGAUUUUUCCCCAGAUAUGCAGGGACAGCGAGCCAUUUAAGAAACUCUGUACUGGAAUGAGGAGGCAGUAUACGGAUUUUGUGAUCAACGUAGAGUUUGAAGAUGAAGCUACAUUACAGAUACCACAUAGAGAACCAAGUAAAGAUGAAGUAUAUCAAAAGGAAACAGCUGCAACAGCAAAUGUUCGUCCAUUUGGAUGGAUCGAACUUAAAUUUUUGAAGGAUACAUCCAUCUGGAUAUCGACAUCAUACAUUCCUGAGGAGGAAGCUGGGUAUGAUAAUCACCUUAAAAUCAGUCUAAACGAUGUUGAAAUAUCGACAAGCGUCAACCAUGAUAUAUUGUUCAAAGCCGCAAAGCAUUUCGUUGAUGCCUCCAUAGGAUAUCCGUUGGAAUGGAAUGGUGAGGCAAUAUGGACUUUUGAUAUGAGAUCGACAGCUGCUGAACUUUACAUUCUUCGGGAACACUUUUCUCUUCUUGCCGAUUUGUUCACUGACUUCAGCUCUGGUGAUCCUAUACCUUAUGAAGUUUUCAGACCAUUUGUUUAUCGCAUCAAUUGGACCGUCGAUGAUUAUAAGUUGUUCUUCAAUAUCAACGAGAGAAACGUGAUAGAUAAUCCUCUUGAUCAUUCAAAUAAUACUUACUUCGCAACCAGUGGAGAAGAACUUCUUCUUAAGAUUGAUAUCCCAUUGGAAACUGUGUAUAGAAAAUCCACAGAGGUUUCCUACGAGCUUUCGACAAAUUACUUUGUGCUUUCGUUAGAACCACCUCCUUGGAACACAAUUGCAAACUUCAUGGAUACUCCUAUGAUUGGCAAGUCGUUUAACUUCAAGCUAACCGGCUCUUACAUGUAUUACUCAAACAUAGAGGUAGAUGCUAUCGAUACAAUAAUUGUGAACUGUAUAUGCGAGGACACAACAUUAGAAUGUUAUGGAUUUGUUAUCAAGUAUUUCUUGUUCCUAAAGGAGAAUUACUUCGGUGAUGAUAUAAAAUUCAGAACCAUGGCCGAAUUUACAAGUGAAGUUAUAAAGAAUAGAGGCAACCCAUUGCACCUUCGGGAAAAGCAACCGGAAAAGACACGAAUGAAAAAUGAUCGUGACUUUUUCUUCUCAUUUUGCGUUAGGAACGGUUGUGCGAUUUUACCGGUUCAUCUAUAUGACUGUGGAUCUAUGAUUGCCGGCCACUUCAAAAAGUUGGAUAUUGAUAUUCGGAUUAAUGACUACUACAUGGAUAUUCAGGCCAACGUUCCUCAUGCUUUCAUUGAAUACGUUGAUAUGGUAGGCCAUACCAAUAUAUUUGACAAUAUCAAACUUAAGAAGCCAAUAAAGCAUGACCUAGAACUCGAUCGAUUGGCGAUACAUGGACAUCGGAUGUUUGGUCUUCCACCGGAAAAUUUCUCAUAUUUUUGUAGAUGGACAUUCGAUUUAGGUCCAAUUGUUAUUGACUCUGGGAUUCAAUUUAUGACAGCUUUAGUACAGUCUUUGGUUUGUGCUGGAUUUGGCUACACUGAUGUGGAGAAUUCCUUACAAAUGCCCGAGCAAGAGAUUAUGAAUAUCAUGAAUUUAAGUUUUACCGCACCUUCCGUCAAAAUAAAACUUCAGGAAUCAGAUUAUGCCUUUAACAUUAAUCUUACUCCAGUUAAUCUUACCUUAUCUGAUCAGAUGGUGGACAAAUUUAGUGAUAGGAUGGACGUGGAUAUACGUAAUAUCACCAUUAAUUGCUAUCACAAUGCCGAAAGAAUUUUCAAUCUUAAGACAUCUUUGAAGUUGACCAAUUUUGGAAAAAAGCGACAAGCAACGGAAAGACGGGAAGCUCAAAUAGAACAUGUUCAUGCAAAUGAUGGUCCUUUUCAUAGAUGUCCAUUUCUUCUUCCCGAAAGUUAUCGAAAUAGGCAGUAUAGAAAGGCUUAUAUGAAUAUCAUUCCUAGCAUUGAUCUUCCAGACGCACCAGAGCCAUAUUUGGAGAGCACCAUAGACAAUAUUGUUCGUGAAUAUCCACAAAAACUUAGGAAUAAAUUGGCCGAUAGCUAUGGUAAUAAGGAUGAUGAUUCUUUUGGCCAUCAUGCGAUUCCGAGUAUUAAUUUAGAAAGUGAUCAAAAUUCAGAUGAACUUUGCAAAUAUGAAGAUUUCAUAAUUAAAUUAGGAAGGGUGGAUGCAGCUUUUAAGUUGCAAUUGCUUGAUGCUCUAUGCAGCAUACUUUCCAACUCUUUAAACCUCAGCAUUUAUAGGGUGACCGAUUCAAUCCAGGUUGACGUGUUUAUGUACUUACAAAAGACUCGGUUACCUUUUUCCAUGAAAGUUGCAUUAGUUUGUCCCUACAUUUCUUUGUGCAUGGAAGACAGUGGCAAUUUCAAAUUUGAUAUACAAAAUAUAUUCUUGAGGUUUUCGCAAUACUCAGAGUCAGAUGAUUCAGAAUCCGAAAAGAUAAUAAAUCUCGAUUUUAGAUCAGGUGGUAUGCGUCUUAAAGGGAUUAAGGAACAAUCCAAAGAAUCAUUACAUGCGAGUGUGUCAAAUGUUGGUGUACAAAUGACCAGUUCAAAAUCGUCUACAAUUUUAAAUCCCCAUAUCGGUGAUUUCAAAUUGUUAUUAUCACCUGAAGACAUUGUGUGGGUGCUAACUGAAGUUGAUAAGUUACUACAAGGGGUUUCAGGACUCAGGAAUGUUAUGAAAGAAAACGAAGAGAGUAAAGAAAGCGCUGUAAUGGAAUUUGUUUAUCAAGUUUCGAUGGCCGGUGUGAAAUAUAAAAUUGUUCACGAUCCUCCUUGUAUCACGAAACCAUCUUACAUUACAAGAUUUUCUAAUAAACACACUAGGCUUCACAAUAGUUGGAGAAUUAUGACCAGACUUAGACACGUCAUGAAAAAUCUUCCUGAAUCAUGGCAUCGCAAAGCCAAUGCCCUAUUUAAAGCCAAAGAUUGGGAGGUUCCUUCUGGUGGUCCAGAUGAUGUGUUUAGAAUUUUCCUUAAUUGGAGACAGUGGGAAUCUCAGAAUAUCCAGGACAGUUAUAUUUUAAAGCACGCAUUUCUUCUUGAUAAGGUGAGAAAGAUUUCAAAAAAGAUGUCACUGAUUGGAAUUCUAGAGCGUUUUGAUUUUAUGUUAUAUACCGUAAAGGGUCGAUUUUCUAUUGAUGAUAUUCGGAUUAGCGUUAAGGAUGGGGAGAAGGCCGAUGCGUUAAAAGAAAAUAUUAGCGAACUAAUCUCUGGAAAUGUUGAUUCUUGCCGGGACGUUAAUAUUGAGAUACACUCAGCGAAUGCAAAACUAAGAGAAAUUAUUCAUUCUGCACAGUUGUUUGUCUCCACAGGUGCUGACUUGAUAGACUACUUGCAAAAUGUCAAGAAGAAAAAGGACACGGCCAAUACCAGUAAAGUCACACAUUCAAGUGAAACGAGAACAAUUUUAACUACAGUUAGGAUGUCUGUCAAUGAAUUUAGCCUUGAAUCUGUUUUAAAUGAAACUGCUUUUACGGUAAGAGGAAAUAAAAUCAUAGUGACUGCUUUGGCUAUAAAAGGAGAUCAAUUGGAAGCUCUUACUAUGCAUCAUAGUAUUGAUACUUUAGAGGGCGCCUUACUAAGUGGUAACAGUCAAAUAGUGAAAGCUAAUUGCAAAUCACACAAUGCUACAUUUUCCAUUAUUGGUGAUGUGAUAUCCGGCACAAGAACAUUAAGCAUAAGCAAUGGUGAUAUUUCUGUCUUGUGCCUUCCAGGUACGGAAAGAUUGAUAAGUGCUAUAGAUAACUUCAUGAAAACAGAAUAUCCAGUUAUUGAAUCAUUUUGGAAGCUCAUAGCAAGGAAGAAGCAAACUGUGAGAUCAAAAGAGCGCUAUAAUAUACCAUUAAAGGGAUCUUUUGCAGUUUCAAUUCAUUAUGACAAACUUACAUUAAAAUUUCGCCUACUUUCAUUACUAGAGUAUGCUGUUACAAUUAGUGACAUUCAACUUGAUGCAUCGGCCAAAGAGAAGAAGCUGGUGAAUACAUUUAGCAUAUAUCGUAUCUUGUCGUCACUCACAUCUAGGAGAAAAGAAGGAGACUACCAAUAUCUAUAUUGCUUUUUGGAUAAGACUACUGGUAUUUUAUCAGUACGUCCAAGAAAUGAGGAGGAGUACGAUGCAUUUUGCAAGAUGUCUGUUGGCAAUGGACGUGUUCAAAUGUCGCAGGCCGAUUUACUGGAUAUUAUAGAGCAAGCUCGCUGGGAUUUAAGAAUAGCCAAAUGCGAUGUGGAAAGGAUUAUUAGCAAAUUUCAGCAACUAUCUGCUCGGAUACGGCCGACUUCAACAGAGCCAGCUAUAAGUACGCCUCAGAAUAUGGGAUCCCAACGUAAGCAGUCCAAAUUCCCAAAGAUUAUGAAAAAAAUUCAUAUUUUGUUUUCACUUGGCUGUAACGCAAUGGGAAUUAUGCUUAGAGCAAAUGGAAAUCAAUUCGGCAUUGAUUCAUCAAAUGUCCUUUUACUUGUUAAUGCUAUGGAUUGUGGUGUACCAGGUGUUAAACCGUGCGGAACUCUAAAAAUGCCUUCUAGCAGAAUUUCUAUUUCUUCGGAUAAAUCUGGAAAUCAAAGAUAUUUGGUGUUCCAUUCUCAUUUAUCUAUUGAUGUAAUUAACCUUCCUCUGUCGAUUGGUAAGUUACAACGUUUAGUUGUGUCUAGUGACUUCUUUAGAAUUGCUCUCACUCCAGUCAUAUCAAAGCGGAUGAUAGACACAUUUAAAAAGGUUCUCUCACUAUUCCAGACCAAACAAAUUAUUCCAGUUCAGCCCAUCGCUGAGAAAAGUGACAAGUUUGAUUUGCCGGUUCUUCGAACCAUUUUAAGUUUCUUUGCAAUUAAAAUUAAGGCACAAAAUCUUUGUAUAGGCUGGCUUUUUGAUAGUGAUGAUGGUUACUAUACAUUUGAUUAUUCACAACCGGGUGUGAUCAUUGGAUUUGAAAGCUCAGAGAUCAUCUGUGCAAAAGGUGCUGGAAAAAUGUCUGCAUCCGGUCUGUAUGUAUCAUUUGCGCAUGGUAGAAAGCCAUCGGACUUCUAUCCAAUGAAAUCUGAAAGAGACAGCAAGAAUCGUGUUUUCUUUCCCAUGUUUAAUUUGGUUUAUGGAAUUGCCGACGAGGGUGAUAAUAAGUGCUUGCAAAUUAAAGUUGAUGGUGAUGUUGUGGACUUUAGUUUACAGACAACGGUAUUUUUAGUUGCGAAACCCCUUGGAAGAUCGAUAUCACAACUUCAAAGGGAAUUUAAGGAGGUGCGACGUCGCCUCUCCUUCAGUUCAAAUGGUGAAACAAAAAUCGACAGAAAUGAAUCGAUUCAGAAGGUGACUAAAGGGUUAUUUGGAAUCAGCAAUUUGAACUGCGUUCUUAAAUUUAAUGGAGCUAAAUUCUCUAUUGUUGAUCCAAAUCUCAAAAUUGGUAAUGAGAUACCAAAGUUUAGUGUUCAAGCACCAGGAUUGUCGACAAUGCUGGAGUGGAAAAGGAAAUUGACGCCAACAGAUAGACACCAAGUGUUUGUAUCAGUUGAUAUUUCGCAUACAGAUAACCAACUUACGUAUACAUGCGUUCCAAUAUUGACUAGCAUUGUUGAUUCCUGCCGAGACUUCAUGAGAACUGAUGCAAGGCAGAUUAACUUGAGACCGAAUAAUGACAAUAUCUCCGGCUCGUUAUCCCAAUGGCAUAAAAUACUGAAAAGCAUUCAGUUUGAAUUCACUCUCAAAAUUGAGCCCCAGAGACUAAUUUUGACUUGUAAUCCAAGAGCUAACGUUGCCGCUGAAAUCUCCACGAAUGAAAUUCAUUCAGUUAUAAGUAGUGAUAAGACUUACUCCGGAUUGAUAUUCAUUGAGAACCUUAGCGCUGAAAUUAGGCAUGCAUACUCCAAGGAGGCUAGUACCAAGCUCUUCUUCAGGGGAAUUACUUUGAACAUGUCUCUUGAUGUUGAAGAAGGGAAAAGAAACUUCUUUCCUGUGUUGUGUGUCAAUAAAAUAUCAGCAUUAGUUAACAUGCAGCAAAGACAAGAUUUGGACGUGUUUAGGGAUCUUUGGAUUCCUGGUACCUACUAUCGGGCAGAUAGCGGACGACAAAAGCAUGACGCUUCUACAGAAAGCAGGAAAAAGUUUGCAGAAAUGCUCCGUGAAGUUUCAUCCACUUCGGCAUUCCCAUGGAUGUUGGUCUUUGUUGCGAAAAAGAUUGAGCUAGAACUCAGAUUUGGGACAUCAUUAGGUACUUUCAAGGGUCAUAUUGAGGACACUUGGGCAGUAUCGAAGAAGGAAAUGAAUUGGGAUCAGAAUGCGCGUGCGGAGUUGGGAAAGAUCUAUCUUGAAUCUAAAGGUAGGCUUGGUGGUAAACUGACGAUAAAUCAGUUAAGAGCUGCGUCUGUAAUAUCUUGGAAGAAAGAUGGCAUUGCUUUGGAUGUUCCUUUAGUUAUGACUUCGAUUGGCAUUUCAACAAUAGAAGCAGGGGUGUCUUUGGAUUAUCAUCCAUUUCUUGUUGUUGAAAUUGGGGAUUUGAAAUUGGGUGUGCUGAACAGACACACGAACAAUGCUUCGGAUACGUUAGCCGCCAGUGCUUCCGCAGGAAAUUUGAAGAUAUUUACAACUGCUUUGGCUGCUUCCAGCUUGGUUGAUAUAUAUACCAUUGGAUUAAGAAUCCGUCAGGAGAUUCAUAUUUCGUAUCAUCAGGUAUUGAACGAUGAUGAUGAUAUGACAGAUUUAGGAUCUAGGGUGAGGUUGUCUAAAAAGAGGAAAACGAUUUCUGAAGCAUUUCUUGGUGUUAUCCAACAGCUUCGUACUGAACUUGAUUUGAAUGUUGGAACUACCGUUAUUCAAGUUUGCCCAAGUAGCUUGACAGAUACUCAAGCAUUAGUUGUGCAUCUCGGAUAUACCGAAGUCAAGUUUUCUCAAGAUAGUAUUGAAGGUCUCAAGAAUCUUUUGGUGCUCAGAUUGAAGAAUAGUGUUAUAUCUCUUUCAACAUACAAGCAUAAAAUGAAGGAAGAUAUUUUUGACCAAGAUCUUCACCAUUACAUUGAUCUUGCCGGCAAAACUUCUGGGGGAAACAUUAUUUCUUUGCCUUCAUUGGAAAUCAUAGAGCACACAAUGGAGUCGUUCGAAAACAACUUGGUGCAGUACACGUACAAUCUUGCGUUUGGAAAUAAGAUUGAUGUCAGGUGGAAUUUAGGCUCUGUCUAUUUCAUUAGACAGAUGUGGUAUACGCAUGCUAAUGCUUUAAAGACUCGACUACAGGCCCUAAGAAUUUUGGAAUAUGAUGAAAUGGGAGACAAUGUUGAGGAUAACUAUAAGGAAUCUUUACUAGAAACGGUGAAUAUUGAGGAUCGUCUAAAGGAUGUGGAGCGGGAUAAGAAGUAUGAAUAUUUGGCAACAGAAGCACCACACAUCGAGACUCCACAGUUAAGAGACUUGGGUAAUGCUACUCCUCCACUAGAAUGGUUUGGUCUACAUAGGGACAAGUUCCCAAAACUUACCCAUCAAAUGAUUAUUGUUAAUCUUCAGAAAAUGAUUGUGAAGGCGGAGAAUCAGUACUCAAAAAUAUUGCACUGA
This is a messenger RNA of Brettanomyces bruxellensis, 9039 nucleotides long. RefSeq lists its product as uncharacterized. Gene Ontology annotation, biological process: fermentation. The coding region runs from base 1 to 9039 and encodes 3012 amino acids. NCBI's taxonomy places the organism in Eukaryota, Fungi, Ascomycota, Pichiomycetes, Pichiales, Pichiaceae. Gene Ontology annotation, cellular component: membrane. The transcript has a single exon. The record is from RefSeq and is a predicted model, not a curated record.